AUGGCACGCAUCGCCUCGUCGCUUCAUCGUACGUCGGACAGUAGGGGCGUCUGGUCGUUGUCGACCGGGCGCUCUGGUGGUCCUGGUCCUCUUGAUGGCGACCGGCUGUCGGGUCGCCGCAAGACCGCUGUCACCAGCCACGGCCGGACAGACGACCACUGGGCUCGACGCAGUCGCCGGACGACAACCACCAGCAGCCAGAGCAGCAGCGCAACGAGCAACGUGCUGGACCCGGCCACCAGCGCCGUCAGGCUCGUAAUCGUCGAUACCUGGCAGCCCAGGGGCCGUGUGCGCAGCUCCCAGCGCUCGGCCCAGUGCGGGCAGACGAAGUCGCCCUCCCAAGCCGGUGCCAGCGCCGGGAUGCGGUAG
Molecule: messenger RNA, 369 nt
Organism: Sporothrix schenckii 1099-18
Lineage: Eukaryota; Fungi; Ascomycota; Sordariomycetes; Ophiostomatales; Ophiostomataceae
Exons: 1
Coding region: 1-369 (122 amino acids)
Source: RefSeq, a predicted model, not a curated record